AUGGCAGAAACAUUUGGAAAAAUACUCAGACCAUUAUUACCAGAAACAAAGAACAUUGAAGAUCUUUCUCUUGCAGUCACAUCAAACACAAAAAGAGAUUCUAACACUACUAUGAAAGUAGUUACUUGGCCAGGCAAGAAAAAAUUAUCUAUUGAAGAUAUGCCAUUACCAUUAAUUACAGAUUCCAAAGAUACUAUUAUUAAAGUUACUAGUGUUGGAAUAUGUGGUUCUGAUCCACAUUUAUAUCAUGAAGAAUUCAGUGGUAUACAUCUAGGAGACGUUCUAGGUCAUGAGUUGAUGGGUAUUGUCGAAGAUAUUAGAAACGAUGUCAAAAAAAUAAAAAUUGGUCAACGUGUUAUUGUAAGUGCAGUCAUUUCUUGUGGUCACUGUGGUCAAGCACAAUUUACACGUGUUCCUUUUGCUGAUAUUAAUUUACUUACUGUUCCUGAUAAUGUCACUGACGAACAAGUUGUUCUGUUGUCAGAUAUAGCAUGUACUGCUUGGCAUGCUAUGAAAUUAGGUGAAGUUAAACAAGGACAAACUAUAGCAAUAUGGGAUUGUGGCCCUGGAGGACUUAUUGCUAUUAUGUGGGAUAAACUUCGAGGUGUUAAAAGAAUUAUUGCUAUUGAUCAUAUACCAAAACGAUUAGAAAAAGCACGUGAAUUAGAUACACAAAUCAUUAAUUAUGAUGAACAAUUAGUUAUUCCAACAAUGUUAAAAAUUUGUAAAGAUGGUCCAGAUGUAUGUAUUAAUACUACAGGUUUUCGUUAUGCAAAAGAAACAUUACAUAAAGUUGAACGUUUAUUAAGAUUAGAAACAGAUGCAAUAUCUGCAAUUAUUGAAGCUAUUUAUUUAGCUAAGAAAUUUGGUAAUAUUAGUGUUAUUGGUAAUUAUUAUGGUUUUACUAAUCAUUUUCCAAUUGGUGCAUUAUUUGAUAAAGGUAUUACAUUUCGUGCAGACGGAAAAGUUGAUUUAACUCAAGUUAUAACACAUAUUUUACCGUUAAAAGAAACUCUUCUUGGAUAUCAAUUAUUUGAUGAAAAAAAGAAUGAUUGUAUCAAAGUUAUUUUAAAAUCUCAUGUAGACUUCUUUCAAUAUAAACCAACUUAA
This is a messenger RNA of Rotaria sordida, 1110 nucleotides long. NCBI's taxonomy places the organism in Eukaryota, Metazoa, Rotifera, Eurotatoria, Philodinida, Philodinidae. The record is from the annotation of a GenBank genome assembly.